Messenger RNA from Halichondria panicea, 3125 nucleotides. RefSeq names its product activated Cdc42 kinase-like. NCBI's taxonomy places the organism in Eukaryota, Metazoa, Porifera, Demospongiae, Suberitida, Halichondriidae. Gene Ontology annotation, biological process: protein phosphorylation. The coding region runs from base 82 to 2973 and encodes 963 amino acids. The transcript is spliced from 11 exons. The record is from RefSeq and is a predicted model, not a curated record. Gene Ontology annotation, molecular function: protein binding; protein tyrosine kinase activity; ATP binding.
UUCCCCUUUUAACUAGAACAUAGUAUUUUUGUUCAGUUGUUUUAUGAUCAUCUUUGAUCUUGGUUUAACCGUCAGGGCCUUAUGGCUACAGGAAUUGUGCUUGAAGAAGAUCAGAGCCUGUGGCAAGAGCAGACCAGACUAUUUAACUUUUUGAAGCACUAUGACCUGCACAAAUAUUUUUCUAAGUUUGUGGAUAGUGGAGUGAAAAGACUAACUCACCUCAAAGAUGUGGCUGUAGACGACGCUAGCCUGAAUGAGAUUGGACUGACCAGGCCAGAAAGAAUCAGGCUUAGAAAGAAAGUCAAAGAAAAUGUUGAAUCCUACGGAAAGUUUAAGAACUGGCUUCUUGGGAAGUCAAACAGGUUUGACGACCCAGCCCCCGAGGUAGGUGGCCCUCCUGCACACGAGCCCACUGCAGUGAGGUCACGUGCAGCUUCUGUUAUCCCAAAAGACCAGAUACGUCUGGGAGACAAGAUUGGAGAAGGGGCACACGGCUCAGUGCAUAGGGGGGUCUGGUCUGAUGUUCAUGGCUCAGUGUCGGUAGCAGUAAAGAGAUUGUAUGGACGGCAAGAGGUUCAGACUCAGUUCAUCAAGGAGGCUAACUCCAUGUGUAGUUUGGACCAUCCGAACAUCAUCAAGCUUUAUGGCAUUGUGCUCUCAGAACCACUCAUGCUGAUUGAGGAGCUGGCCCCACUGGGUAACCUGUACUCUUAUCUCCACAAGCAUGGUGGACGACUCACUUUGAGAGGCUUCCACUCUUACGCCUAUCAGAUAGUCGAUGCUAUGAGGUACCUGGAGAAGAACAGGAUACUACAUCGCGACCUUGCUACAAGGAACAUUCUCCUUCUGCAGGAAGACUCGGUGAAACUGAGUGACUUUGGAAUGGCACGAGUACUGGAUGAUCAUUCUGAAGUGUACAAUCUCUCCAACCUUGGCGCUAGAAUCCCUGUAGCAUGGACUGCAAUAGAGGCCCUCACAAGUGCCAAGUUCUCCACUUCAUCUGAUGUUUGGAGCUAUGCAGUGGUCCUCUGGGAGAUCUAUUCUCUCGGGGAGACACCAUUUGAGGGGCUUAGUCCAGUUGAGAUAAGAGACAUGCUUCUGCGGGGUGAGAGAUUAGGUCGACCGGAGAGGUGUCCGACUGAGAUGUAUGACAUUAUGAAAUCUUGUUGGAACCUUAGCCCCCAUGACCGACCCUCAUUUACUCAGCUUCACCAGAGAAUUGAAACUUGCUCUCCGUCUGUGGUUCGUGCUAUUCAGUCACAUGACGUCGCAGAAGAUCCUUCGUAUCUCUCAUUCAAAACAGGGGAGUUGAUCUAUGUCAUUGACAAACCCAAACCAGAGUGGAUCUUUGGGAUGAGUGCAGAUGGUUCCAUAGGUCAGCUCUCAUCAGAUAAUGUGACCAAUGUUGUAGCUGCUCUGGACGAUAUAAAGGCCAAGGUCAACUCUGGGAAGGUUAAGGCAGCAAACUUGUCGAUCAGUGAUCCCACCAGUGUGGAUCACAUGAUGCAUUGGGGGAGGGAUGGUACAAAGUGGCAAGUCAACGAACCAGACGUAGGCAUCCUGGGACGAUACACACCUCCUGGUAGCUCACCAGUCACCAGCCCCAAGCAGAAUGGUCACUUCUCCCCCCAACCCACCAAUCCGAAGUCCCCCUAUCUUCAACUAAGUAGUGCACGCAGCCCCAGUCCUAGUGGUCAGCAGUCUCCACUAAUGAAUGUAACCUCUUCCACAACGUCUGUCGUCACAAUGACAACAGCGGAGUCAUCCAAUCGCCCCCCUUCCUCUCAGUAUGCCUCCAGUCAGCAUGUGGAGUCUACAGAGCCUGAUCUGGGCUAUGAGAUCACCUAUGGCGAUACUAAAUUCAUGGGACAUCAGAGAUAUGUGGCCAAUAGAGCCAGCUAUGCAUCGGACCAUAGCUCACCUCAGCACACAACUAGUGCAGAGGGUGUACAUGCAAGUGCCGUAUCACCACUUCAACUUCAAACUCAGAUAUCUGAAGACAACUCGUAUAUCGUAAUGGGCAGAACUAAUCUCCCCGAUCAAGAUGUCGUGCAGCGGUUGUCACAAGUAAAUGUUCAUGCUACAAUAGGGGACAGUCACGAAGAGCAAGAAGAUGGAUACAUUCGCAUGGGACCUCACUCUGUCCUAGCUGCUAAUCUUCAUGGCUACAUAAAUAUUCCCCCAAAUGCAUCGUCACAAGGCUAUGCAGUUCCUAGGACAUUCGCUACCACAACAGCGGUUGACGUACAUGUACAAAGAAGGAGUAUUCUGGAUGAUGAUGUCCCAACAGCAGGGUCUACCCUUCCAGAUCCUAUUUACCCUAUGUCAUCUAAUGAUGGCCAUGUCGUAUCACAGUACAGUGUGGCAGGUGCUGCUGCAAUGGGAGAUGCUAUGAUGCCUCGCUCAUAUCGAUUUCUUAACAGCACUAGUAGACCCCCAACCAACAGCCAAAGCUUUACUAAUACCGAAGACAGCACACGUCCAAGAGAAGUCUUAACUUCAAUACACAGACAUAGCCAGAAGGAAGUGUGGUCACCACCAGGAGAACACCAGGCAGACACUAACCCUCCUGUGCCUAAGCCAAGACAAAGCUUCUCCUCAGACCUAUCCCGUCGUUCUUCUAGUGAUAGGACCAACUCACAAACAUCAGCUGCAGUAGGAAUAACUGCUUUGCACCCACGCCCCGGCUCAAGAGUUGGUAUUCAUGGGAACCCAGCAUUUGAUAGCAUCAGAAAUGAUCCUGAAUUCUCAGACUGUGCGUCAGCAGUAAUACGCAAUUCAUUGCAAAAACACAAUAACAAUUUCGAGAAGGCCAAACAGGAGAUUCGUAUUAACAAACUCUUGGACAUGGGUAUCCCGAACAUUAAUGAAGCGGACUGUGAAAGAGCUUUGUCACACUGUCAACAAAAAACUGACCGUGCAGCAGAGUGGCUGCUGCAGAUGAGUGAUGAUAUCGAGGAGAGAGCUCAAUAGGGCUCUAUAAUUAGCUGUGUCUGCAUUUAUAUAUUUUUAUGCCAUAAUUAUCACGUACUAUAAUUAUAUAUUCCACGUACUUUUACGCUGGAAAAAUGUCAGUAUAUUGUACGUGUAGAAGUUUAAAAAGACUGCCUAUUAUUCAAAAAUUA